This is a messenger RNA of Eptesicus fuscus (big brown bat), 1596 nucleotides long. RefSeq lists its product as uncharacterized. The transcript is spliced from 2 exons. The record is from RefSeq and is a predicted model, not a curated record. Lineage: Eukaryota; Metazoa; Chordata; Mammalia; Chiroptera; Vespertilionidae. The coding region runs from base 1 to 615 and encodes 204 amino acids.
AUGGCUGUGCGCACGCGGCCGCCUUCCGAGAGACCGCGCACCCAGGAGGAAUGUUCAAGAAAACCCGAGAGCGAGAAGUCCCUCCUCGGCGGCCUCGCUGCCGUGCUCCAGACCCGGGCCGGGGUCGCCUUCCCCACAAGUUUCCUCGUCCCGACUCGGGUGAAGCGAGGAAACCCCGCCCCUCGCGCGCGCGAGGCCGGCUCAGCGGAGAGGAUGCCGGGAGGUGUAGUUUUUGGCAGCGGCAGGAAGUCGGCUGGCGACGGGCGGGGACGCGCUCCUGGGAGGCCAGCGGACUACAAAUCCCUACAGCGCCUGCGCCGCCGGAGCCGGCUUCGCGUUUCCCGGGCCCGCGCCUGGAGAGAGAGCAGGCCGAGGGUGCUCCGCGAGCUGACGCGCGGUGACUUGCGCGCGCCGCUCGCCGGGCUGCCCACGACGCCUCGCGGCCGCGGGAAGUGCGCGCGCCCCGCGUGCGUGGAGUUGCCAGGGACACGGCGGCGGCUGGGUCGGCCCUUUGUGUAUUCCCAAACAGAGGGCGCACCUGUCUGCACCCCUCCCCCCGGCCUCUUCUCCUGUUGUUUCCAUGGCGGUGGCGUUCACGGCUUAAGUAGAAAAUAGAGCUCGAAGCCUGCUGGAACUGGCACGGUGUUGGACGACACAGACGGUCCGUAAAUCCAACCACGAACUGCGGAUUCCUAUUAGAAAUUCGAAGUACAGCUCACGCAGUAUGGCAAGAUGCCUUUGCCACAGACGUUUUUGUCCCCCCUGCCACUGUAGCUGCGCACCCAGCACAAAGAAAUGUCAGUGGUCAGAAAAAUGUCGGUUGUUUUUUCCUUUAAAAUGUCACCAGGUAAUUGCUUGAUAACAGGCUGGUCUGGCCUUUGGCUUCCACCAGUGCCUGGAGGCUUCCUGCCCAACGUCCCACCCUGGGAAGUUCAAUGACGAGUUGUGUUGAGAACCCAGCAUGUUUUCGUGACUCCCAUAAUUUUAUUUUGCUAAAAUUCAACAGCAGCUGAUGUCCUAAUUACUUAAACACAUGGUUAUUCGUAAAAUGUACUCCAAUCUGAGGCCACGGUGGAGUUGGGGGAGAAAGUUACUGGGGUGUUACUGCAAGGUUAGACGUGUAGGCAAAGACACUCUGGAAUGGAGAUAAGGCAGGCCCGAGCGUGAGAGUACAGUGCGAAUUACUGAAAGCUCUAGAAAUUAGUUUUCAGUGCUUUUGGUGCAAGCAAUUAGUGACUAGCUUGUGUAUCCAUCCUGGAGCUUCUCAAUAUGAUUUCUUUUUUUUUUUUUAAUAUAUUUUAUUGAUUUUAGAGAGGAAGGGAGAGGGUGAGAGAGAAACACCAAUGAUGAGACAGAAUCAUUGAUCAGCUGCCUCCCGCAUGCCCCACACUAGGGACUGAGCCUGCAAACCCCGGGCAUGUGCCCUUGACGGGAAUGAAACCUGGGACUUUUCAGUCCACAGGCCCACGCUCUGUCCACAGGGCCAAACCAGCCGGGGCUCAAUAUGAUUACUGAAUGUUUAAAAAUUCUAUUUCCAAUUGUGCUGUUUUUAGAGAAUAUAUGUUACUGUGACCUAAAUAAAUUUUCUUGUCCCAA